Messenger RNA from Schizosaccharomyces osmophilus, 198 nucleotides. RefSeq names its product GTPase interacting protein involved in vesicle tethering at the Golgi. NCBI's taxonomy places the organism in Eukaryota, Fungi, Ascomycota, Schizosaccharomycetes, Schizosaccharomycetales, Schizosaccharomycetaceae. Bases 1 to 198 code for a protein of 65 amino acids. The transcript is spliced from 3 exons. The record is from RefSeq and is a predicted model, not a curated record.
AUGAGUACGGAUUCCUUACCACGCAAUUUAAUGGAGCAAAAAGCAAUGGAGCUCCAGCAGCAAUUGCAAGCACUGUUGGACGAAAUUGAUCAAAAUAAACAGGAAUCGGAAAACAUUAGCAGAGAGAGUGAGUAUCUGUGCCAAUAUAUUGGUAGCAUGAUGGCCUUCCAAAAUCGGCAAAACGUCCUUAAAAAGUGA